AUGGACGGGUUCUCGAGCUUCUUCGGCCAGCCAUACUCCGGGACGGAUCCACAGGAGACCAUGGACGGCUACACGCAGGAUGACAGUAUGGGUGGCAUGGAUCCCAGUGGCAUGGACGCCUCAGCUUUGGGCCAGGCGCAAACCCUGGAGCAGAUCAUCAUUCAAAAUCAUGAUGAAUUGAUGCGUCGAAGAAACACAUAUCAGUCCCAGUAUCGACAAGGCUCGCACGAUCAUGGCCGCAGAGCGUCGAUGCUCGAGUUUUCUUCCGCCAUAGACAGUGACUUGGCCAAUUUUCAAUUCGAUCCGAACCCCAACGAACCCAGCAUGUCCAUGGGCCCGCCCAAUGUCAUGUCGAUGCCGAAAGCCCUCGAUCCACGAAGAGUCCGUUCUAGGGAGGAUCUGUCCCUGAAUACCCGUUUCUCCCAAAUGAAUACCAAUUUUGACCAGAUGCCGGCUGUCAACAGCUUCUCUCCUGUGAUGGUUCCGAGCACCUCCGUUCCUCUCGAAACAUCUGCCGCCUACAUUGCGCCGGGUAUGGACAUGGCAAUGGAUUUUGACAGUCUAGCUGGAGGCACAAGUGCUCCAGGCAUGCAAUCAGGCCCAAUGCAAGAGGCUCUCUUCUCAGCCUCACCAAUUGAACAAGGCUUUUCAAUCUCUUAUCAACCCGUCAGCCAUGAUCCAGGCGGUGGCUCCAUGAGCCCAGCCGUUCCCAACCCGAUGGCAGCAAUGGCUCAAGGCAUGACCUCCAUGCACGAACCUUUCCCGGGCCCAUCUCAUCAUCACCGACGGCAAACCUCCAUUGCACCCAUGAUACCGAGCUCUCUCUCCACCAUGGCUUCUCCGAUACAUAUACAGGAUCACGCAAACAGAAGACACUCUAUAGAUAAUCAGUUAGGCUUUCCAGCGAAAGAUGCUAAUCAAACUCUGAGGGCAAUGAACCCUCCGGCUCUGCCACAUAUGCCGCCGGUACCAGGUGGGCCGUUGCAACAUCCCAAAUAUCCCAAUGCCUAUUCCUCUAGCGGGUUCGACAUGCUAGGAGUUCUUAUGCGCGUUGCGACUAGAGCACGACCCGAAAUCAAUAUUGGCCCCGUUGAUUUAUCCUGUGCCUUUGUCGUUUGUGAUAUUGAGAAAUACGAUCUGCCAAUAGUUUAUUGUUCAGAAAUGUUUGAACGACUGACAGGCUAUACGAAACACGAAGUCCUCGGUCGAAAUUGUCGCUUCCUCCAGUCGCCAGAUGGCAGAGUGCAGUCGGGACUCAAGCGAAAAUAUGUAGACAACAACUCGGUCCUCUAUCUCAAGAACCAAAUUUCCAAAAGGGCGGAAGCGCAACUGAGUCUGAUCAAUUAUCGGAAAGGCGGGCAGCCGUUCAUGAACCUCUUGACCAUGAUUCCGAUUCAAUUUGAUUCUGAAGAUUAUAAGUUUUACGUGGGUUUUCAAGUCGACCUUGUCGAGCAACCAAAUUCGGUAUCCGGAAAGAAUCCAGAUGGUACUUAUGAGAUCAACUACAACCGAAGCUCGCUGCCAGCCUAUCAUCUACCUGCUCCUCCUGAUCCAAGUCAAACGCUGCAAGACAUAGGCCAGACAAUCUCCCCGGACGAGGUGUCCAAGCUCUUGUCCACUCUUGGGCGUGGUGACUUGGAAGUGUCAAAACGCGUCCGGGACAAGGUGCUACUGGAAUACAACGAUGAUGUUUUGCAUGUCCUCUCACUGAAGGGACUGUUCCUCUACAUAUCUCCCGCAAGCCGAAGAGUCCUAGAGUACGAUCCCGCUGAGCUUGUUGGCGUAAACUUAUCCUCGAUAUGUCAUCCGAGCGACAUAAUCGCAGUUACCAGAGAGUUGAAAGACACGCCGCCUGGAGAGCCGAUGAGCGUGAUUUACCGGGUCCGCAGGAAGUUCAGCGGGUACACCUGGUUUGAGGCGCACGGCACUCUCUACGUUGAGCAGGGAAAGGGCAGGAAGUUCAUGAUUCUUUCGGGACGAGAGCGACCAGUCUAUGCCUUGGAUCGGGCUGACCUCUUGACGGAUGGCAACCUUGGCGAGAGUGAGCUGUGGUCCAAGAUGUCGACGGCGGGAAUGUUCUUGCAUGUGUCCUCCUCUUCUCGAGUCAUGCUGGACCGACUCCCUGAAGACCUUGUCGGGACCAGUUUGCAGGCGUUGAUGAGACCAGACUCGAAAAAGGAAUUCCUACGUUUGCUUGAAGUCGCAAGAACAGGCGAGAAAGUGACCUUCAGACAUGACCUCCAGAAUCGACGAGGCCAGGUUCUGCACGCGCAAACGACAAUCUAUCCCGGUGAUGCUCGGUUAGGCACCAAACCCACCUUUUUGCUUGCGCAGACCCGCCUGCUGAAGAUGACGCGUGCUGCACUCCUGAACCAGAGGUCAGUGUCAGCAACAUCGUCGAGAACAGACCGGGCAUCGGCAGGGUCUGCAACCCCAACGUCACGUCCGUCAGUCCGAUCGUCUAGCAAUACCCUAGAUGGAUCUAGCAGGAAUUCUGUCGAACACCCCGGCUCUCUACAAUCAACAGUCACUCUCCCAUUGAGUCUAGGCAACCAAGACGAGGCGCUGGCCUCGGAGGACAACAUCUUUGACGAACUGAAAACCACCCGAAGCUCCAGUUGGCAGUACGAACUUAGGAAGAUUCGGAAUGAAAAUCGGACAUUGGCUGAAGCCCUACAAGCACUGCUAAGUCGCAAAAAGAAGCGCAAGAGGAGAAAGGGGCUCGGCCAGGUUGAAAAGGAUUGUGCCAACUGUCACACGCGAGUUACACCGGAAUGGAGACGGGGUCCAAGCGGCAACCGUGAUCUGUGCAACAGCUGUGGUCUCCGAUGGGCCAAACAGAACGGACGAGUAUCACCUCGCAAACCUUCGGGUCAAAGUGACAAAAGCUCCAAAUCUCCGGCCCAGACUAGGCCGACCACCAAGCCGGAGGCUCAGAAUGGUGGAGGCUCCGAGACAAUCAAUGGCGGCCAUACCCAAUCGAUCGGGACCUCAUCCGGUACGCCCAAGCGGGAAGAGAAUGCAGAUGAAUGGAAAGGACAGAUGCCUCCGAAAAUUGAAGAAGGCGAUGAACCUCCACAUCCGAGUAUUCUGCCGACAUGA
Fonsecaea nubica is the source of this 3102-nucleotide messenger RNA. RefSeq lists its product as hypothetical. Gene Ontology annotation, molecular function: protein binding; sequence-specific DNA binding; zinc ion binding. NCBI's taxonomy places the organism in Eukaryota, Fungi, Ascomycota, Eurotiomycetes, Chaetothyriales, Herpotrichiellaceae. Gene Ontology annotation, cellular component: nucleus. The coding region runs from base 1 to 3102 and encodes 1033 amino acids. The record is from RefSeq and is a predicted model, not a curated record. The transcript is spliced from 5 exons. Gene Ontology annotation, biological process: regulation of DNA-templated transcription.